Messenger RNA from Rhea pennata, 6665 nucleotides. It is a transcript of the gene PPP1R26, whose product is annotated as protein phosphatase 1 regulatory subunit 26. Gene Ontology annotation, molecular function: protein phosphatase inhibitor activity. Lineage: Eukaryota; Metazoa; Chordata; Aves; Rheiformes; Rheidae. The record is from RefSeq and is a predicted model, not a curated record. The coding region runs from base 433 to 4476 and encodes 1347 amino acids. The transcript is spliced from 3 exons. Gene Ontology annotation, biological process: negative regulation of phosphatase activity.
CCCGCGGGGCCGGGCGCCGCCGCCGCCACCACCACCACCACCCCCCUCCUGCUCCUUCUCCUCACGCCGUCUCGGCCCUCACCGCCCCCACCCCGCGGCGGCAGGCAUCACCUACAACGUACCGCAGGCUCCUCCGGCAGGACCGAUGCUGAGCGGUACCAGCGCCGCUGCUGCCCGUCGCCCGCCUGGAUCUGCCAGCGCGCGGUUAAGUUUCGGCAACUCGUUGGGGUGUCGCGCGCGGCCCGCCGCGGCGAGGAAGCAGCAGGACGCCCAGAACUGGCUCCCGCUCCCUCUUAGUUUUUCACCGUGACGGCAAUCACGGUGUUGGGUGAUGAAGACAUCUGCCCCUGUUCUGGGAACUAUGGAAAUAGGAUGGAAAAGAGACCAGUCUGAAAAACUGUUUCUCUGUCGACUUUGCUGUUGUCUGCUAGAAUGUUCCUUAUGAAUGCUUCUCCUUUGGUAGCUCUACAAACAAAAUGGGAGUCCUUUGGACCGUCAAGGAGUUGUAGAUACCCGGUUUGCUACUCUGAAUCCGAAGGGGACGUCACUAGAACUUCUGUCAGUGCAAAAGUUCAGAUGAUCAUAAACAACCUGCAAAGUCAAGAAUCUCCUCUGGGAAUGAACAAUGAGUAUGACUGUAUUACGCAGAAGAAACAAAAGGGAGAAAAGGGCACUAGUAGCAGAGUUGCAUCGAGCACAGCGCUGCUGCGGAAGCACCCUAACUAUAACAGGCAAAAUUGCCCCGCUGAUUCUGACGGCACUGAAGUAGAAGAGAAUGUGGAGUUUGGGCCUCUCCUGCUGGAUUCUGACAGUGACGAUUCUGUUGACCGAGAUAUAGAGGAAGCCAUUCAGGAGUACUUGAAAACAAAAAGCCAGAGUGACCAGUCACUGCAAAGGAACGCAGGGUGUUCUGAAAAUACAGGCAGAGACAAAAGGUUUAAAAGACAGUUCUCUGAGAACAAAAUGGCUAAUAAUCUUCUCCCCGUGAAAUUUAAAGCUGAGAUGCUCUCUGAAAACUAUCUUUCUGAUCACUUGGGAAUUGGUAAAAGGCUACAGCCUGCUUCUCCUCAGAGCAUCAGUAGUGAUGACUCUUUUGAACAGAGCAUCCAAGCUGAAAUAGUGCAGUUCUUGAAUGAGAAGAAGCAGCAAGAAAUUAGUAAGUGUAUAACUGAGGAGGAUAAAAAAGAUCCACAUACAAGAUCUGUCCUAAAAUUUAACAAAGAAACUACUAAUAAAACAAAUUGUGGUGCUAUAAAGCAAGGGUGUGAAGCAUUUCUCUUAAGACACCAUCCCAAGCUAAGGAAAACCAGCACACAGUCCAAGUGUUUGAAGUCUAAAGUCCGAGAAGAGCCUAGUGAUUUCAGCCAAAUGAGCCAGGCAUAUCUAGAAGUGGCCACUGCUAGCCAGCCCUGGUUAGUGGAGCAAAAUGAAGAAAGUGGAGCUAAUUUCUGGGAAACAAGGAAAGAACUUAUCAAUGAGAGCACGCACGCAUCUGACUCAAGUAGUGAUGAUGGUAUUGAAGAAGCCAUUCAGCUUUAUCAGCUGGAGAAGGUCAGGCAAGAGGCAGGUCCUUCAACAGACUAUGCCCCUUUGCAAAGAGAACAGUUUGAUACAAAAGGUAUGGCAGACAUUUCUGCAAGCUUGACCAUUAGCUCAACAAGAAGUGCCUCACCAGAAGUCCAUAAAAGCCCUGCAAGCAGCAAGAGAAAAGAAAUUAGUACAAAAUCAACAGAAUUAGAAAGCACAAGCAAUGAAUUUAACAAGCUGUUUAAGCCACUGAAAAAAGCUGGAAAUUUUGCACCUCCAGAAAACAAGAUUUCUGCUUGUGAGCUGACAUUGCAGGCCUCUUGCAGAGCAGACACAUCUGCAGAACUCAUGUGUGCAGAAGCUAUCCUUGAUAUUUCCAAAACAAUCAUGCCAUCCCAAAUGGGAAGUAACAACAGAUCACUUACUGCAGACUCUUUCUUUUCUCCCCAGCUUCUCUCAUCAUCUCAUUGUGAAAGUGACAGCAGCCUUGUGGACAGCGAUGAUAGUAUAGAGCAAGAAAUCAGGGCUUUUCUGGCUCUCAAAGCACAGUCAGAAAGCCCUGUAACAAAGCCUCACAAUCUGUCACAUGCAAUCCAGAUGCCUUUGCCUUCUGAUCAAAACAGCCUCACUGGUACCCUUGAGCCUUCUCUUCCCAAAACGCUGAAGCUAUCACUGAGCCGUAAAAGGAGACUCAAAGGGGAAGGUAGAACGGCGAAACAAAGUGCAUCAAAAACACCUGAACAGUUUGAGACAGAACUUUUUCAGUCAGAUUACUGUUCAAAAUAUCCUGUACUCCAAGAGGAGUGUGCUCUGAGCAGCCCUAAAGAACUCGGUGGUCUUCAAAGGCUCAGUAGCAAAGAGGCUAGGCAGCAGCAGCCAAUGUCUUCUGAAUUGUCCGGAUCUGUUGUCAAAUGCGUGGCCUUGGACUCUGUAAACCCUUUUAUGCAGGUUCAGGGUAGCACAGGAAAGCUUAUUAAAAACACAAUCCCAACCCAGGAGAGGGAUGGUUCAGAUGAUGAGAGCAGUUCUCUGGAUAGUGAUGAGGAUCUUGAUAGUGCUAUCAAGGAUCUUUUACGAUCUAAAAGAAAGCUAAAGAAGAAGUCUAGAGACCAGAAAAAUCAGUGCAAGAAGAGAGUCAGAUUCAGUGAGACAGAAACCCAGCUACUAGAUGAAUUUAGUAACCUCCAGCAAAAUGAGUGGAAAUGUAAAAGUCCUGUGCUACUGAAAAGCUGCCUCUCAAAGUCUAGAAAAGCUGUGAAAGAGAAUGCAGUCAGAAAUCCUUCAGACAACUUAAAUGUCAGUGUUGCAAAUGAAAGACCAGAAACCAUGAAGAACUUAGAGUUUAAUUUACAGUUUAAAAAAGGAUGUAAACGUAAACCAAUUUCAAACCAGAAUAACCUACAGACGGCUAAAAAUAAAAGGUGUACUUUCACAGCUGCAUCAGCCACUGAUGAUAGCAGUUCUGUGGACAGUGAUGACAGCAUUGAACAAGAAAUUCAGAAAUUUUUGGCAGAAAAGGCCAAAGACUCUUCAAGCAAUUUGGAGAUGCAAAAAGAUGAUGGAACUCUUGACUUACUGAGAGUGACCAAACAAAGUACUAAUAAAGGAAAAGCAAAGCAUCAGCCAGUUGAAAAUGAGAUUGACCUCUUACUGGCUCAGAGUAAAAAGACUAAGGUAUCUCAGCAAGCUGAUGAGUUCAAGAACUUUCAGAGAACAGAAGGGAAAAGUGCAAUGUUACGUGGCAGUGAGAAAAAUGCUUCCUGUGCAGAGAAUGUAUAUCUUCAAACUACUGGUCAGUCAAAAGCUAAACAAGGUAUGGUAGGGGUUAAAGGUAUUGCUGCUGGUGAGUUACCUGCAAAAGAGAAUGCAAGAGGUAAAAAGGAUAUCUGUAGUAUAGAGCCUGUGCAGAAAAUACUUCCCCCUAAAACCAGCAAAAAUGAUGGUUGUAAAGUACAAAAACUUUUUAAAGCAAAGCCUAGAUCUAAAAGAAAGAAUACUUUUCACCUAAAAAUUUCAAGUAAAUUUAUAGCAGGUCUGAAAUACGCUCGGGACAGGAAGAAAUCCAUGCUUUUGAACAAAAGGCAGAAAGCGGAAGGGUCGCUUACCCAGGACAGUGCAUUAGGAGCCGAGGUAAAUUCCCAGGAUACAGAUGCACUUAAACAGGGAAAAGAAGCCCUCUCGCCAAAAGGCGAAUUUAGUGGAGAGAAUAAAACAGCAAUAAAAGAAUCCAUUUUUUCUGAAAAGCUCACUGUGGAAGUGUCAAGACCUCAUGUAGCAGAAACCUGUGAAAGACUGGAGGCUGCUGCUUUGUGUAUCAAAGAGCAAGCAGAGGUUCACAAAACGGACAAUGCAUUGGGAGACCGAGCAGAUUCAAGUUCGGGUCUCCCCUUGCAGGAACAGAGUGUGGCAGCAGUAAAAGUAGGUAAGAUUAGCAGAGAAAUAUUUGAAUCUGAGAGCAUUCAGAAGUGCAUUGAGGAAGGAGAUGCCCACAAAGACAGACAGGCAGAUUCAAAUUUAGGUCCUAAACUUCCAGAACCUGGUAGGGCAGCAGUAAAAGUUAGUGGAGAAGCAUCUCAACAGAGCAUACACAUGUGCCGCGAGGGAGAGUGUAACCAACAGUACAACAGGCCAGAUCCAAGUUUAGGUUGCCCACGGCAGGGACUAAAUGUGACAGCACUAAUGCUGGAUAAAACAAGGGGAGGAACAUGUACGGAUAGAAGUAUACACAUGUGCAUUGAGAAAGAAGAUAUAGCUACCCACCAGGACAGUGACAGGCAGGAAGAAAUUCAGGUAUCCAGCUCCAGUUCGGAAGGGAAAAUACCUGUCCUCCAAGACAGGGAAACAGAUUGUGAAGUGGACCAAGGGCAGGAAGUUUUAGACAAAAAUUGUGCAAAAUUUACUGACGUAUCUGCAGAUUCUCUCUUGAAAAGAAAGGUAUCAAAUAUGUAAGUACACUUUUUUUUUUUUUUUUUACAGUAACAGUCCUUUUAGAAAAUAACUAUCACUGUAAUUAUCUUGAUAGGAGAAAAGGAGAGAAAGUGGGAGAUACUGAUAAAUAUAUACACACUAAUGUGAAAAAUGCUUCUAUUUAACAGCAUACAUAGUUUUUGUAGAAUUUUGUAAAUUAUUUAAAGUGCUCUCUAAGGAAAUAUUUUUUAUAAUGAUUUUUAGGUCUUGCAUUACUACAGGAUGCUGUAGUUACUGUAGAUAAGAUACCAUGGCUAAUCGUGCUUUAAAUUAUGAGGCCUCUAAUCAUAUAUUAGAAGUAAGCCUGUUUUUGUGCCUAAUAUAUCUGGCAAUCUAUUAAGAGAGCCUAGAAAAACGCAGCAUUUGAUAGCAACGCCAUGCUUUUGAGGCAAAGUAUCUGACAGUUGUUGGCAUUGGAGCUGCCUUAGGACAAUUCUAUGUAGUCGUUUCAUUCUUGGGUCGCAGUUCUCCGACUCUGAGAAAUGUUGAAUGAGUUCACCAAGCAGAACUCCCAUGAAGGUGUGGAGAUCCAUCCUUGUAGAUCCAAAUGCAAAUUCAAGUACGUAAAGCUGUCAUAGGCUCACGUCCUGUGUAAAGCGAUCUCAGCGGCUGCUGAAAAUGCCUUUUGAGUACUGAAAACCUGUUGGCAGAUGAUUCAAAGCACAAUUGCAGUUCAAGUCAAGAGAAGGAGCAUGUAGAAGGAGCAUGUCCAUUCAGACAAUGUUAUUUCUGUGGAUUUCACUGGAUUUACAUGCUUUUGGGCCUGCAAGGCUGAAACAAUUUCUUGGUUAUUAUCAAAUCUAAUAUUGAUGGCCUGCAGCUGCCCAAUGAUGGCAUUUGUUUUUCUGAAUGAACUUCCUUACAUUGAUUGCCCUCUCUUUCCUUUUUCAAAAGUGGUUUCUAAAAUUUUACAUUUCUGUGAACUUUUAUCUUUAUUUACUGUUUUUGUGCAAUAGAGCAAAGUUAGGUUUGCUAUAGGAGGUCCGAAAAGUAAACGCCAAGGAUAUUCUCAGCUCUUUUCAUUUUUACUGAUAGAGCUUUCUCUGCCUCUUUUUUUAGUAACCAGAAUAAAACAAUUUUUCACUUCUACCUUUUAAUCUGUGUUAAUUUUAAAUGACUUUAAAGUAGUGCAUUCAUAUCAGUAAGUGUCCCCAGACAGAUUUCACUGAAAAAUCUAAAAGGUGUGAAUUUAAGGUGUUGACUAGUUAUUUCAUUUUCAUUUGUAUGUAGUGAAAUCCUUGGAUUAGUUUAUUCUUACUCUUGUGAUUUAGUAUUCACUGUAUCUGGUCCUGAACUUAUUUCAGCCAAACUACCAUUUAGUAUCACUCUGUUUCUUAAUCACUUCAGCAGUCCUCCUAGGAGCUGGCCUUAAUUUUGCAAAACAGAGCAAAAGCAGUCAAAAUCGGAUCCAGUAUUGCAUAGUAUUCCUUGAUAAGAUGCAUUUGCAGAAUGUUGGCAAACUACAGUGUAGAGUAGAACCAAGUAACUGUGGCAUGUAGAGAAAUCAAUAACAUCCUUUGUGUGUUUAUACUAUUGUGCAGUUGCAUUUUAAGCAUUUUUAUAGAGGUCACUUGAUAUAUCUUACUGUCUGGCCACAUUUUUAUAGUCUUUGGGUUUGGUUUGUUUGUUUAAGAGAUCAGUAUGUUAGAUCCUUUCAUUUUAGUGGUAGAAUACCUGGGAAUAGUGUUUUCUACUUAGCCCACAGGCCUGCAGUUGUUCUACACAGGCAUAUAUUUUUGUCUGCCUUGAUUCAAUUGCAGGAUUUGGGCCUUUUUGGCAUUGGUAAAUAGACUGGUAUUUUAAAAUAGAAGUUUUCAGAGUACCUUACUUUAAAAGGAUUAAACUAUAAUUAAUUUUAAUAGAGUUGAUGGAAGCAGUAAGUACUGUUUGUAUACAAUAAGCUGAAUGUUUUGUCCUCACAAAUUUCAGUAAAUCGACAUUGAGUUAAAAGGUGUCUUGUGCCCUGUCAAUGUGUCUGUGUUCUCAAUACUCUUGAACUGAUUCACUUUCAGUUAAGAUGCAAUUCUGAUUACCUUGUGCUUUAAAUAAAAUCUAAUUUCAAACAGCACUUUUUUUUAAUUGAUAAGCUUGAUUUGUAUAUAGGAAAUGGUGUACAUUGAUAAGUUUAUAAUGUUUAAUAAAUUGGGUUCUGACCAUGAACCAUGAAACAA